AAAGUAAUGGAAAUAUUCUGUUCUUUUAAAUCGUAAUUAUGAAAUGCUUAGAAAAAUAUACUAAGUUCUUAGGAUACCCUUUAGAUAUAACAUGAUGAUUCCUGUUUAACAUAUUUUAAGACAGGGGCCCUAGGAAACCCCUAGUGAUUGCGGAACCCUGAUUCUUCUCACUUUGAAACCAUGCUUCAUCCUUCCAGCAGAUAUGUGCACAUUUGCCUCUACAGUCCAAGUUUAUCAUUUGCUGUUGCAUUCAAUGAACUAGACUAUGCAUAUUGACCUAUCACCUUUUCUCAGAUGGACAAGGACCUCUUUUAAAUGGUAUUCAGGGGACUGAGCAGGGCUGUCUCCUUUUGCUACCAUCCCUGGUCUAAGUUCUAUCAUUUUGCAGUCUGAUGCUGGCGACAGUAACCUAGCUCUCUUCCCUCUACUUGCCUGGGUACCUCUGGUCUGUCUGCAUGCUCAGCAGGCUUCCUAUUGGCUGAUAUUUGGAACUAACAUUGCCUACUACCUUCACACAACACACAGUCACAGAAAUCUAAUGCUUCCUGCAUCCUGCACACGUGCAUGCUUUACACAUCUUCUGCCAACACUACAGGACCCUUCUCAUCCAGCUUCCUGAUGGUUUUGUCUCUGGUUUGUUUAAUGCUUCCACCAUGGCAAACACCUUUUCUGCUUCAAAAGCGCUUCAUGUGUGCUGUAGCCUUUCUCUUAGAGGGUAAAUCCUAGUCCUCUCUUUCUUGUAAAACUGACUUACUGCUUGGGGCUUCCCCCCAACCCCGUGGCAUCUCUUAGAGAUGUCUCAUGUCUGACAAGUCCCCCAUACCCCAACUAGAGUCUGUCUUGCUUAAGAUCCUGUUCAUACACUUUCAUGGUAUUUGUGAUCACACGCUUCUAUUAUUGUUUUGCUGUAGCUGAGCUACCCAAUUAAGAUCUUUCUCACUGGCCUGUUAAAAAGUUUUUUUUUUUUCCUCACUGCAGACUGUAGCGAUCAAAAGAAUCAAAUAAAUGCAUUGAGUAAAUGAAUAGCCAUACAGAAUAGGAGGCACCUCAUGUCCAUGGCAAGCUCUGUUUCUUAGGGCCAAUAUAGAGAGGUUUGGGUGUCUGGGGACAAGAUUCAAUUUGUAGAAGAGAAAGCCUGGAGAAGGCCACCUCAGAACAGGGGUUGGGGAUUGUUUCAGAUACUGGGGACAGUGACUAGCUAUUCACUACAGUGAAUUCAAGCUGUCCUAGAUAUCAUGGUUACUGGUGGGAUUCUGGGCAGUUGGGUGAUCUAGAGUGCAUCCAAGCUUCAGGUUGCACAUCUCUUUAUCAAAGGUUCAGGAUUCCCACCUGGUCAGGGUAGGGCCGGGGAUGCGGCAAAAGAGAAAACUGCAGAAAGUUUCCAGCGAACCCUGGGUUUCUUCGCCAUCACCGAAAGACUUGUCCAGAAGUCACACCCCUUACCUGAACCUCCAGCUUCUCAGCUCAUCUCUAUGCCCCUAAGCUAGUAUCUCAAGGCGGACCCUGAGCGCUGCCCUCCCUCUCCUAGCUGUGCGUCGGUCCCUCCCUUCCCCUGACUCCCACCCGGCCUCCCCGCCCCCUCCUUCCCCUCCCUCGGAGCCCAGGCCCAGGAAUCCCACGCCCUUUGCAGUACAGGAGCUUGGACGAGCCCAGGGAAGCCUCGGGUCGCCAAUCACCGAGCGGAGGAGAGGCGGGCGCUAGGCUCGGGCGCGCUGGGGGAGCCAGCUGGCGCUGCUCUGCGCGAGCCGCAGACAAUCACCCCGACACCGACACGCGCGCAGCAGACCCGCGGGCAUCACCGACAGAGCUUCCCUACCACGGGCGCUGCAGACCCGGCUCUGGGAGACCCCUGUACCCCGAAGCGUCGCAGGCUCUCGCGGUCGGAUCAGGGAGGAGGCUCACAGGCUCCAGCGCUGCCAUGUGAGCCGCAGCGGCGACUCGCACCUGGCGCCGCACCUGGGGCUCGGCGGCCCUCGGGGACAAUGCGCGCCUCCAGCAGUCACCGCGUCCGCACCUGACCAUGGAGUGCGCCCUCCUGUUCGCGUGCGCCCUCCGGGCCGCCGGUCCCGGGCCGCCAUGGGGCCCCGCGGGACUACGGCGUCUGGCCAAGGCGCUCCAGCUGUGCUGCCUCUGCUGUGCUUCGGUGGCCGUCGCCUUAGCCAGUGACAGCAGCAGCGGUGGCAGCGGAUUAAAUGAUGAUUACGUCUUUGUCACGCCAGUAGAAGUGGACUCGGGCGGGUCAUAUAUCUCACACGACAUUUUGCACAACAGGAAAAGGCGUUCGGCACCCGGUGCCAGCAGCUGCCUGCAUUACCGCUUUUCAGCAUUUGGACAGGAUCUACACUUAGAGCUUACGCCCUCGGCGAUCUUGGGCAGUCACUUUAUAGUCCAGGUACUUGGAAAGGACGGUGCUUCAGAGACUCGGGAGCCUGAGGUGCAGCAGUGUUUGUAUCAGGGAUUUAUCAGAAAUGACAGUUCGUCCUCUGUUGCCGUGUCUACGUGUGCCGGCUUGUCAGGUCUGAUAAGGACACGAGACAAUGAAUUCCUCAUCUCACCGCUACCUCAGCUGCUGGCCCAGGAACACAACUACAGCUCGCCUGCAGGCCACCAUCCUCACGUCCUGUACAAAAGGACAGCAGAGAAGAGGGUCCAGCGGUACCAAGACUACCCUGGCUCCCACCGGAUUUAUCCUGGUCACUCCCCAAGUCACACUCCCCCUGCCUCCCAGAGCCAAGAGACAGAGUACCGCCAUCGAAGGUGGCAAAGGCAGCAUUUCUGUGGACGACGCAAGAAAUAUGCCCCCAAGCCUCCUGCAGAGGACACCUAUCUAUGCUUUGAUGAAUAUGGGGGCACAGGGCGGCCCAGAAGAUCAGCUGGAAAGUCACAAAAGGGUCUCAAUGUAGAAACCCUCGUGGUGGCAGAUGCAAAGAUGGUGGAAAAACACGGCAAGGGUGAUGUUACCACGUACAUUCUCACAGUCAUGAAUAUGGUUUCUAGCUUGUUCAAAGAUGGGACCAUUGGAAGUGAUAUAAAUAUUGUGGUUGUGAGCCUAAUCCUUUUGGAGCAAGAACCUGGAGGAUUGCUGAUCAACCACCACGCAGACCAGUCUCUAAAUAGCUUCUGCCAGUGGCAGUCUGCGCUCGUGGGAAAGAAUGGCAAGAGGCAUGACCACGCCAUCCUCCUUACGGGAUUUGACAUUUGUUCCUGGAAGAAUGAACCAUGUGACACACUAGGAUUUGCCCCAAUCAGUGGAAUGUGCAGUAAGUACCGAAGCUGUACCAUCAAUGAAGACACAGGACUUGGCCUUGCCUUCACCAUUGCUCAUGAGUCAGGGCACAACUUUGGCAUGGUUCAUGAUGGCGAAGGCAACCCCUGUAGGAAGGCGGAAGGCAACAUCAUGUCACCCACACUGACUGGAAACAAUGGGGUGUUUUCAUGGUCUUCCUGCAGCCGACAGUAUCUCAAGAAAUUCCUCAGUACACCACAGGCUGGCUGUCUGGUGGAUGAGCCCAAGCAAACAGGACAGUAUAAAUAUCCGGACAAACUCCCAGGACAGAUUUAUGAUGCCGACACACAGUGUAAGUGGCAAUUUGGAGCGAAAGCCAAGCUGUGCAGCCUUGGGGUUAUGAAGGAUAUUUGCAAAUCACUCUGGUGCCACCGCGUGGGCCACAGAUGUGAAACCAAGUUCAUGCCUGCAGCAGAAGGGACCGUUUGUGGCUUGAGUAUGUGGUGUCGACAGGGCCAGUGUGUAAAGCUUGGAGAGCUCGGGCCCCGGCCCAUCCAUGGCCAGUGGUCUGCCUGGUCGAAGUGGUCAGAAUGUUCGCGCACUUGUGGUGGAGGAGUCAAGUACCAGGAGAGGCACUGUAGUAACCCCAAGCCUCAGUAUGGUGGCAAGUUCUGUCCAGGAUCUAGCCGUAUCUACAAACUGUGCAACAUUAACCCUUGUAGUGAAAACAGCUUGGACUUCCGCGCCCAGCAGUGUGCAGAGUAUAACAAUAAGCCCUUCCGGGGAUGGUUGUACCGGUGGAGACCCUAUACCAAAGUCGAAGAGGAAGAUCGAUGUAAGCUCUACUGCAAGGCUGAGAACUUCGAGUUCUUUUUCGCCAUGUCCGGCAAGGUGAAAGACGGGACACCCUGUUCCCCACACAGAAACGAUGUCUGCAUCGACGGGAUUUGUGAACCAGUGGGAUGCGACCAUGAACUUGGCUCGAAGGCAGUUUCAGAUGCAUGUGGUGUUUGCAAAGGUGACAAUUCGACUUGCAAGUUCUAUAAAGGGCUGUACCUCAGUCAGCACAAAGCGAACGAAUAUUAUCCUGUGGUCACCAUCCCACCUGGGGCCCGCAGCAUUGAGAUCCAGGAGCUGCAGCUUUCUUCCAGCUAUCUUGCUGUUCGAAGCCUCAGUCAAAAGUAUUACCUCACCGGGGGCUGGAACAUCGACUGGCCUGGGGACUUCACCUUCGCGGGGACCACGUUUGAAUACCAGCGUUCCUUUAACCACCCGGAACGCCUGUUUGCACCAGGACCCACAAACGAGACGCUAGUCAUUGAAAUUCUGACACAAGGCAAGAAUCCGGGGAUCACAUGGAAGUAUGCACUUCCCAAGGUCAUGAACAUAACUCAGCCAACCACAAAGAGGUACCAGUACACCUGGCGCACGGUGCAGUCUGACUGCUCAGUCUCCUGUGGGGGAGGUUACAUCAGCAUCAAGGCCAUUUGCUUACGAGAUCCAAACACUCAAGUCAACUCCUCGUUCUGCAGUGUCAGAACCAAGCCAGCAACAGAACCCAAGACAUGCAAUGCUUUCUCCUGCCCAGCCUAUUGGUUGCCAGGUGAAUGGAGUGUAUGUAGCAAGUCCUGUGCCGGGGGCCAGCAAAGCAGGAAGAUACGGUGCGUGCAGAAGAAGCCCUUCCAGAAGGAGGAAGCUGUGCUGCAUUCUCUCUGUCCAGUGAGCACACCCACUCAGGUUCAAGUAUGCAACAGCCAUGCCUGCCCUCCAGAGUGGAGCCCUGGGCCCUGGUCUCAGUGUUCCAAGACCUGUGGACGAGGAGUGAGGAGACGUGAGGUCCUUUGUAAAAACUCUGCCUCAGAGACGCUCUCAGAGAACCUGUGUUCUGGCAGCCCCAGACCUGAGACACAGGAGGGCUGUGUGCUGGGACGAUGCCCCAAAAACAACCGGCUCCAGUGGAUCACCUCUUCAUGGAGUGAGUGUUCUGCAACCUGUGGUUUGGGUGUGAGGAAGAGAGAGCUGAAGUGCAGUGAGAAGACCUUGCAGGGGAAACUGAUAACAUUCCCAGAGCGGAGAUGCCGCAACAUUAAGAAGCCAAACCUGGAACUGGAAGAAACCUGCAACAGAAGGGCUUGCCCUGUGUACAGUAUGGUGGCAGGGUGGUAUUCCUCACCAUGGCAACAGUGCACGGUAACCUGUGGGGGAGGGGUCCAGACCCGAUCUGUCCACUGUGUGCAGCAAGGCCGCCCUUCCUCAAGUUGUUUGCUCCAUCAGAAGCCUCCGGUGCUCAGAGCCUGCAAUACAAACUUCUGCCCAGCUCCUGAAAAGAGAGAUGACCCAUCCUGUGUCGAUUUCUUCAGCUGGUGUCAUCUGGUCCCUCAGCACGGGGUCUGCAACCACAAAUUUUAUGGAAAACAGUGUUGUAGGUCAUGCACAAAGAAGAGCUAGCUGAUCCAGAGACCACGUACCUUCCUCAGACCAGGACCUUACCUGCCCAUCUCCAGGUCUUUUGAUCAAGACUACAAACCACACAGGAACUGCCACAGGGUUUGAAGAAUGGAUAGACAGCCACCAGCCUCCUUAGUCGACCCCUAGAAGCACAUGGUACUCUGAAGCACUUGACAAUGAGAAGUGAUGACAAAUCCAGCUUUAAAAAACAAAAAAAAAAAAAGCCUUCUCUUUGCACUGUCAUUUGAAAGAUGAGCUGCAUCAGACUGAGACAUGACAAGUUUUCAUUUUGACCAAGUGAAAAUCUUGUUGACUUUGGGAUGGGUCUCCUCUCCACAUACAUACCCUUGAACAUCAAAGGAGUCAAGGGCAAAGACAUCUAUUUUUUAAAAGGCCCUUGAAGGCUUCAGGUCAAAGACUGAUACUCAGAGCCAUCAAAUACAUGAAUGGAACUCUUUGCCCAGCAGUUGCUUGGAAUUUAUAGUGUCAAAAUCUGAUAACAAACGGUGCUCAAUGGGUGCUUGCUGCUGGACUGGCAAGCUGUAUCUUAUGUUUAUUUUCUGUGUGUUGUUUAUUGGGUUUCAAGUAUAUUCUGCCUUUAGAGAGUCUCCAAGACUGAAAUUAACAACUUGAAACAUAUUCCCAGUAGCAUUCUGGAAGCAGGGUCACAUGGGCUAUUUAAGAUCUUCAUGGAAUUAAAACUCACACUUGAAGGGAAAAAAAAAACCCUCAAAUCUUGAUGCCCUUCAUCUGACAUCAACCUCAUAACUUUUGGUGCUUAUUGACUGGGAAAGAGGGAGGCUGGUGCCUGCUCUUUGGGAACAAGAACUGGUGACAUGUUCAUUUUUGGUAAAAAUAGGCGCUAACUGGUAAAAUAGCAUGCUUGAAGGAGGGAAGCCUACCAUUUAUAAUGCUCCAUACAUAUUAUCAGAAUGCUUAGAAAAUUAAAGGCUGCUUGUGGUUUUCGCCCACCAACUGACAAGUUUCAAUUCACCCCAGGACUUGGUCAACAAGGAAAAAAAUAAAUAAAACACAGUGGCCAGAGAAAAAUCCAUCUGUCUUCUUGCUACAUUAAUAAAUUACAACUCACCAAGACCCUUCCAUGAAUAACAGUACUUCACCAUGUCUCAGAUGAGAUUUUUGGUCAUCAGGAGCCAGCUGUUGAUGGGCAUUAACAAGCUUAAAAUUGUUCUCAAUUGGAAAAACACCAUUCUGUUUGCCAAAGCCAGAGUAACUUAUAAGACUGUGUUCCCCUGUAAUUCUUUGAGAAGUGGUUCUACAGGGCAUGUUUAUAUGAUACUCCUCCAUCUCCCCAGUUUCUUGGAUGAAUGUACACUCAUUUUUACUGCUUCUCAGAGUCUCGGUUCAAACAGGGGUUUGCCAGCUCAGCAGAACCAGCUAGACAGUGGUCUGUUAAAUUUAACAGCAUUCCUUGUCCCCAUCCUAGUGGGAAUCAUGAGUUCUUGGAUGCCAUGGAAGUGAAAAGUUGCCAUGGAAGUGAAAAGUAACAGCUUGGCCUUCUUGGCUUGGCCCUUUGGUAGCCAUUUUUAUAUGAGGAGAGAGAAAAAAAAAUAAUACCACACUACCAUUCCCUUGCUCUCUGAAAAGUGGGAAGUUAUUUGUCUUUAUAUAAUUAUCAUUUUAUUAUUUUAUGGGAAAGAAUUAAUUUAUUAAUAGCCUAUUCUUAUGUGUUCUCACUCGCUUCUUUGAGUAAGUGAUAUUCUGAGGGAUAAUGUUGAAUAAAAAAAAACAUGGAUUAUAGAGAAAAGUCAAAAUAUAUGUGUAAUAUUUAAUUAUUUUAUGUUUUAUAAUAAAGUAUUCUGUUUCUUUA
Molecule: messenger RNA, 7505 nt
Organism: Peromyscus californicus insignis
Lineage: Eukaryota; Metazoa; Chordata; Mammalia; Rodentia; Cricetidae
Gene: Adamts18
Product: ADAM metallopeptidase with thrombospondin type 1 motif 18
Exons: 23
Coding region: 2021-5674 (1217 amino acids)
Biological process (GO): proteolysis; extracellular matrix organization
Cellular component (GO): extracellular matrix
Molecular function (GO): metalloendopeptidase activity
Source: RefSeq, a predicted model, not a curated record